AUGAGUAUCUCGGGGCUCAGCAUCUUCUUGUCGAGGAGUAGCACUUUGAUCAGUCUUCUCACCACUAGGUCGAAGAGAAGGAGAUGUGAUACAGGAAGAGGAGGAGAACCCAUCGAUCAAGAUGGAGGAGAUGAUCGAGGAGAGCGAUCAGUUCGAGCCCUUGACUUUUCCCUCCAAGGAGAAGAGCUGUUGCGAGCUGGUCUCUCUCUCUUUUUGCAAAUCAAGUCAGCGAUUGGCUUGCUGCUCAGUCCAUCACGGGCUGAAGUCCCGUGUGGUUUGGGAGGAAGCGGUUUCGUGGACCAUUUUGAUGGAAGCACUUCGGAAAGGCUCUCAAUUGAAGCAAUGGUAUGCCGAGAAGUAACCAACUUUCUUCGACGAACUUCUUACGCUAAGAAGCUCGUUCAAUUCGGGAACUCCAAUUAUAGCAAUUUCAAGAGCGGCCAAGUACCGAACGAGUGCCUUGGGAAGAGGAAAGGUCAGUCCGUAUACCGCGAGGUGAAUGAGAAGUCGGGAUUAAAGGUGGUUAGAUUAAAGGGCCUUUGGGCUGGAAGGGGAAAGCCCAGGAAGCUCGAAGUCAAUUCAAAUUCGAACGUUUGA
Arabidopsis thaliana (thale cress) is the source of this 597-nucleotide messenger RNA. RefSeq lists its product as uncharacterized. Lineage: Eukaryota; Viridiplantae; Streptophyta; Magnoliopsida; Brassicales; Brassicaceae. The record is from RefSeq and is marked reviewed. The transcript has 4 exons. Bases 1 to 597 code for a protein of 198 amino acids.